ACUCUUGAUAUUGGUUAUUGGCUAGGAUGAAGGUGGAAGAGCUUAUCAUCGAUGGGUUCAAGUCCUACGCCACGCGUACGGUCAUUUCAGGAUGGGACCCUCAGUUUAAUGCAAUCACGGGAUUGAAUGGUUCGGGUAAAUCUAAUAUCUUAGAUGCCAUUUGUUUCGUAUUGGGGAUUGCUUCAAUGUCUACAGUAAGAGCAUCUAAUUUACAGGAUCUUAUUUAUAAGCGUGGUCAGGCGGGUGUAACUAAAGCUAGUGUCACUAUAAUGUUUGAUAAUCUGGAAAUAUCUAAAUCUCCAAUUGGAUUUGAAAAUUCUCCUAAAAUUAGUGUUACAAGACAGAUUAUAUUAGGAGGAUCAUCAAAAUAUUUGGUUAAUGGUCAUAAAGCUCAACAACAAACUGUUUUAAACUUGUUUCAAUCGGUUCAAUUAAAUAUUAAUAAUCCAAAUUUUUUGAUUAUGCAAGGUAAAAUUACUAAAGUUUUGAAUAUGAAACCUUCAGAAAUAUUAUCAUUAAUUGAAGAAGCUGCUGGUACUAGAACUUUUGAAGAACGUAAAGAUAAAGCACAGAAAACUAUGGCUAAAAAGGAACAAAAAUUAACUGAAAUAAGAAAUUUAUUACAAGAAGAAAUUGAACCAAAAUUAGAAAAAUUCAGAGCUGAAAAAAGACAAUUUUUAGAAUUUCAACAAAUUCAGACUGAUUUAGAAAAAAUGUCAAGAAUUAUAGCUGCUCAUGAUUAUAUUUUAUAUCUGAAUAAAUUUGAUCAGCAUUCAACUUUAUUAAAUGAGCGUGAAACAAUCAUGUCUAAUUUAUCGAAAACUGUUGAUAAAUUAAAUAACGAAAUUAAAAAUUUAAAUGAUGAUCUUAAUCAGGCUAAAUCGAGAAAAAAUGCAGAAUUACAACAUGAUAGUAAAAUUAAAGAAUUGGAAUCAAUAGAGAAUAAUUUAGGUGAUGAAAUAACUCGUUUGAAUACUCAUAAAGAUAUAACUAAUGAUAAUUUAAAAGAUGAAUUGAAAAAAUUAAAUAAAUUAAAACAAUCUUUCAAUGAUUUGAAAAAUUUAAUUGAAAAUAACGUUGAUAUUUAUUCAAAAUUAGAAAAUGAUUAUCAACUAGUUAAAAAUAACCAUGAACAAAUUAAAGAUGAAUUCUAUAAAAAGGAAGAAUUGUUAUCUACUUUAUCAACUGGUGUUAGUGCUAAAGGUAACACCGAUGGUGGUUAUAUGGCUCAAUUGAAAGAAGUUAAACUGAAAUUAAAUAAUUCAAAUGUAUUUAUUAAACAAUCAAAUUUAAAAAUUGAUCACCUAAAAAAUAAAAUUAAAAAUGACACUUCAAAAUUAUUACAGGCUAAAAAGGAAAAUGAAACUUUAUUAUUACAAAUUGAAAAUUAUCAAUCUGAAAUUAAAGCAAAAGAUAAAAAAUUAAUCGAAUUUGGCUAUGAUUCAAAUAGAGUUAACGAAUUAAAGAAGAAAGAUCGUGAUUUAUCAAAUCAAUUACUUAAAUUAACUCAUCAAUUAGAUUCAGUUAAAAGAAAAGUGGGGAAUAAUAUCGAUUUUGAUUAUUCAACUCCAUAUCAAAAUUUUGAUCAUUCUUCAGUUAAAGGGGUGGCGGUACAAUUAUUUCAACUUAAUGAUGCUCAUAGUGAUAAAGCCUUAGCUCUUCAGGUUUGUGCUGGGGGUCGCUUGUAUAACAUCAUUGUUGAAACUGCAGAUGUCGCUUCUUCUCUUUUAGAAAAAGGUAAUUUAAAGAAAAGAGUUACCAUAAUUCCUCUUGAUAAAAUUUCUACUAGAUCAAUACCUCAAAAUAUAGUCGAUUAUGCUAAAUCAUUAUGUCCUAAUAAAGUCGAUUUAGCAAUUCGAUUAAUAGAUUACGACUCAGAAUUAUCUAAAGCAAUGACUUAUAUAUUCGGUUCAACUUUUAUUUGUCAAGAUCCAGAUACUGCUAAGAAAAUUACUUUUGAUCCAAAAAUAAGAUCGAGAUCGAUCACAGUUCAAGGUGAUGUUUAUGAUCCCGAAGGUAACUUGUCUGGUGGGUCGAGAUCAAAUAAUUUUUCAAUUUUGACUAUUAUGCAAGAAUACAACCAAUUAAACAAAACAGUCACUCAGUUACAAAAUGAAUUAAACGAUGUAAGAAACGAACUUAAUAGAUUUGAAGAGAUUGGAUUAAAGACAAAAACGUUAGAAAAUGAGCUUAAUUUAAGUAAACAUGAAUUAUCUUUGUUACAAAGAAAGUUGGAUAAUAACCCUGCUUCUGCUAUAUUAAAAGAAAACCAACAAAACGAGCUGGAAAUAAAUGAAUUAAAUGAAAAAGUUAAACAGUCGAAAAUUGAAAUUUCUGAAUUUGAAAAGCAAAUCCAAUUGAUUGAGAAUGAUAUGAAAGAGUUCAGUACUAAUAAAGAUGAUAAAUUAAAGAAAUUGCAAAAUGAAGUUAGUAAAUUACGUGAUUCUCUACUAGAAAAAGAACAAGAAAUUAAAGACACAUCUGAUAAGUUUCAAAUUAUGCAAAUUGAGUCCGACCAACAAAAAUCAGAAUUAAAUAAUUUACAAGAGUCAAUAAGCUCUCUGGAGACAAUCAUCGAAGAUGCAAGACUGACAAUUACUUUGACUACCAAUAAAAUCGAUGAACACACAAUAAACUUACAAAACGUCAGAACUGAAUUAGAUGAAGUUAAGGCAAACUUAUUAGGAUUGAAUGAAGAAAUCAAUGAAUUAAGUCAGAUUAUAAAUGAUAAAACAAAAGAAUUGAAUGAUACUGAAUUACAGAUUCAAAAAUUAAAUCAUGAUUUAGGAAAAGCUAAUUCAAUAACCGAAAGCUUGAGGCAAAAAUUAGAUUCAAUUAUUGAAGAACACGACUGGGUGACAGACUCAAAUAUUCUCGAUUCGAUAUUCCAGCAGUAUCCUACCAUUAAUUCAGAAGAAUGUCACGAACAAGUAGCAGUAUUGGAAGAAAGAUUUCACGGAAUGAAACGUAAAGUAAAUCCAAAUAUUAUGAAUAUGAUUGAUAACGUUGAAAAGAAAGAAGCUUCUUUGAAAAACAUGAUAAGAACUAUUGAAAAAGACAAAUCUAAAAUCGAAAACACUGUCAGCAAAUUGAAUGGUUAUAAACGUGAUACAUUGGACCAAACUUACAAAAAAGUUUCGGAAGACUUCGGUUUAAUUUUUGCUGAUUUAUUACCGGGAUCUUUCGCCAAAUUAGUUCCAAUAGACCCACAGGAUGUUACUAAAGGUUUAGCAGUUAAGGUUAAAUUAGGUCCUGUUUGGAAAGAAAGUUUGGUUGAAUUAUCUGGUGGUCAGCGUUCUUUGAUCGCUUUAUCAUUGAUUAUGGCUUUAUUGCAAUUCAAACCAGCCCCAAUGUAUAUUUUGGAUGAAGUUGAUGCUGCACUUGAUUUAUCCCACACCCAGAAUAUCGGUCAUUUAAUCAAAACUAGGUUUAAAGGUUCUCAGUUUAUUGUUGUCUCCUUAAAGGAAGGUAUGUUUACAAAUGCUAAUAGGGUUUUUAGAACCAGGUUUCAAGACAGUACUUCAGUCGUGUCUGUUAUGUAAAGGGAACAUCUUCCAUUGUAUUAUAAGUAUUAG
Hyphopichia burtonii NRRL Y-1933 is the source of this 3575-nucleotide messenger RNA. It is a transcript of the gene SMC2, whose product is annotated as condensin subunit. Lineage: Eukaryota; Fungi; Ascomycota; Pichiomycetes; Serinales; Debaryomycetaceae. The record is from RefSeq and is a predicted model, not a curated record. Bases 27 to 3542 code for a protein of 1171 amino acids. Gene Ontology annotation, molecular function: ATP binding; protein binding; ATP hydrolysis activity. Gene Ontology annotation, biological process: chromosome organization. Gene Ontology annotation, cellular component: chromosome. The transcript has a single exon.